GACCAAUGGCGCAUCGAAAUGGCUGGAGCUCCCUGAGCUUCGUGAGUGGCGUUCACGGUUCAAUUUUCGGCUGAAGAUUAAUGCUACAGUGAACCCAAGUAAACAACACAAGAUGAGUAGUGAUAGGUUUCUAAUUACUAUGAGUCGAGCACAAACUGGGGAGAAAUAGACGGGGAAGAGGGAUAAGUUGGUAGCGGAAAGAGCAUCCUCAUCAAACACGAUGUUUGGCUGUCGACUACUAGCCAGGCCACCGCCGCGGCGUGGCCUUUUAUCUGCAGCCAAAAUCGGUAAUUCAUGGAUGCCGAGUCGAGGAUUUCGAUGCGUCCCAUCCCCUCGAGGACACGCCCUUGAGACUUACAAUGUCCGGCCUCAACGUUCCCUCAUCGCCUAUCAUACAACAACCAAACUCCUAGCUACGACAACCGAUAUCCACACGAAACCAGCUGUCGAGCCAUACUCUCCUCCCAAAACUGGGCUCCUUGCCACACUCCCUUCCUCAUGGGUCCCCUAUGCGGAACUCAUCCGCCUCGACAAGCCAACCGGCUCCUACUACCUCUUUUUCCCUUGCCUCUUCUCAACACUCCUCGCAGCGCCUCUAGCUGCCCCGGUUGCACCGCCGGCGACUGUCAUAGGCACGUCUCUCCUCUUCUUCGCCGGAGCAGUCAUCAUGCGCGGAGCUGGGUGCACCAUUAACGACCUUUGGGACCGCAAUCUAGACCCGCACGUGGCCCGCACGCGUCUCCGGCCCAUUGCACGCGGUGCCGUCACUCCCUUUAACGCUCUCGUCUUUACGGGUGCACAGCUAUUCGCGGGGUUGGCCAUCUUGCUGCAGUUUCCCACCUCCUGCUUCUUCUACGCGACGCCCAGUCUCCUGUUCGUCGCCUUGUACCCCCUCGCCAAGCGCGUGACGUACUAUCCGCAGUUCGUCCUGGGGUUGACCUUCUCAUGGGGGGCUGUCAUGGGGUUCCCAGCGCUGGGGGUGGAUUUGCUCGCCAACGGGGCCGCGCAGGCGGGCGCGGCACUUCUGUACGCUUCGAAUAUUGCCUGGACGGUGCUGUAUGACAUGAUCUACGCGCAUAUGGAUAUCAAGGAUGAUGCCAAGGCGGGCAUCAAGAGCAUCGCGCUCAAGCAUGACAAGGAAACCAAGCAGGUCCUCACUGGGCUGGCUCUGACUCAGGUGGCACUCCUUGCUGGGGCGGGCAUUGCUACGGGCGCUGGACCUGCCUUCUUCAUUGGCAGCUGCGGUGGCGCCCUGGUCACUCUGGGCAUCAUGAUCAGGAGGGUCAAUCUUAAAAGCGUCAAGAAUUGUUGGUGGUGGUUCGUUAACGGUUGCUGGAUCACAGGGGGAGCCAUCAGCCUUGGGUUGGGUGUUGAUUAUCUUGUAAGAUACACUCAGGAAGAUGGGGAGAGCUCGGCAUGAUUUAUUGGGCGCUUGUGAUAUAUCGCAUGUAAUAUAAACUCUUUAGCGUAGCACCGGCCCAAAGGCUCAGAGCUCAGCGAGCAAACACCACUACAUGACG
Canariomyces notabilis is the source of this 1520-nucleotide messenger RNA. RefSeq names its product 4-hydroxybenzoate polyprenyl transferase. NCBI's taxonomy places the organism in Eukaryota, Fungi, Ascomycota, Sordariomycetes, Sordariales, Chaetomiaceae. The coding region runs from base 221 to 1420 and encodes 399 amino acids. Gene Ontology annotation, biological process: ubiquinone biosynthetic process. The record is from RefSeq and is a predicted model, not a curated record. Gene Ontology annotation, molecular function: 4-hydroxybenzoate polyprenyltransferase activity. Gene Ontology annotation, cellular component: mitochondrial inner membrane. The transcript is spliced from 2 exons.